Molecule: messenger RNA, 1580 nt
Organism: Dipodomys ordii (Ord's kangaroo rat)
Lineage: Eukaryota; Metazoa; Chordata; Mammalia; Rodentia; Heteromyidae
Gene: Znf830
Product: zinc finger protein 830
Exons: 1
Coding region: 27-1133 (368 amino acids)
Biological process (GO): mitotic DNA replication checkpoint signaling; nuclear DNA replication; mitotic DNA damage checkpoint signaling
Cellular component (GO): spliceosomal complex; nucleus
Molecular function (GO): zinc ion binding; nucleic acid binding
Source: RefSeq, a predicted model, not a curated record
GACGUCUAGGGGUCUUGGUCGCGAAGAUGGCGUCCUCCGCCUCCUCCCGGGCUCCGGCGGGGAAGCGAGUGGUGAAUCAGGAAGAAUUGAGGCGGUUGAUGAAAGAGAAGCAGCGUCAGAGCACCAACCGGAAGAAGAUAGACUCUCCCUUCGCCAAGUACAACCGUCUGGGGCAGCUGAGUUGUGCCCUUUGUAACACUCCGGUCAAGAGCGAGCUGCUGUGGCAGACCCACGUCCUGGGAAAGCAGCACCGGGAGAGGGUGGCCGAGCUGAAAGGCGCCAAGGGGGCCGUCCCGGCGCCGUCCGAAAGCACAGCGCCUCCGUCCGUCUCUAAGAGGAAGGCGCCCGACGCUGAGAGUCAGGAGGCCAAGAGGGUGAAGGCCGCGGCCCCGGCGCCCCAGGUACUGCCCUCUGCGUCCGCUCUGCCCCCGGGAAAGGAGUCCCCCAGAGCCGCCACCUCCUCUAAACCUUCGGGACUCGGCUUACUCCCCGCUUAUGAAGAUGAGGAGGACGACGAUGACGAGGAGUGUGAAGGAGAAGGGAGAGAGGAGGACGGCAGCAAACAGGCCUCCGACACACAGGGCAAAGAACCCUCACUUCCCUCGUCGCGGGAGGCGUCGAGUGUGCUGCCAUCCGGUUCUUUUAAUACAAAUCUUCCCACGGCCCCCCUGAUUCCUCAUUCCGGGUCAAUUGAGAAAGCAGAAAUCCACGAGAAAGUGGUGGAAAGGAGAGAGAACACCGCAGAAGCGUUACCCGAAGGGUUUUUUGAUGACCCUGAGGUAGAUGCCAAAGUACGAAAGGUUGAUGCUCCAAAAGAUCAGAUGGACAAAGAGUGGGACGAGUUUCAAAAAGCCAUGAGACAGGUCAACACCAUUUCCGAAGCGAUCGUUGCCGAGGAGGAUGAGGAGGGACGGCUGGAUCGGCAGAUUGGGGAGAUUGACGAACAGAUCGAAUGUUACCGUCGGGUGGAGAAUCUGCGGAAUCGCCAGGAUGAGAUAAAGAACAAACUUAAAGAGGUUCUGACCAUAAAAGAACUGCAGAAAAAGGAAGAGGAGAAUACAGACAGCGAUGAUGAGGGAGAACUGCAGGACCUACUGUCCCAGGAUUGGAGGGUAAAAGGGGCUUUGCUGUAAGGUUUUAAAGAUUCAAGCUUUCUACCUGCCUCCACUGUUUUAUAAACAACUGUCUCUACCUCAUUUCUAGCGAUUUUGGUACGUUUGUUGUUGAGAGAAAAUGAGAAAGUGAGCAUUCGCAUUUUGGGGUGCUAUUUGGUGAAAAAUAUUUGAGGUAAAAACUGUUCUUACAUUUUUUGAAGUGUUACAUAACAAUGCCAGCUUUUUCACACAUUCACAGUCAACUGAUUUUCAGCUGUAAAAUCUGUAAAUUGUAAAAACUGUACAUAGUUAAAUAUAUAUUUACUUAAGUAACUUCUGAGAUUUAAUACAAGUAACUGACAGACAAGUAUUUGUAUGAACACUGCUGUUUGGGAUGUAUUUUCUGAUGCCUACAUCAAAUAGAUGGCUUUUUUGUUUGCUUCUUUUUUUUUAAGGAUGCUGCUUAUAAACACAAGUCAUUCUGUU